GGUCUCUGGUUUGGAGUAUUUUCUCAUUAAUGGGAAACUUCAACCACACCUCAGUGGUGUGAGUCAUUUCCACUCUCAGCUCUCCGCGCAAGAGUUGCUUCACUCCAGCUGCUUACUGGGGCUCUCGUUUACCUCUAAGACUCAUCUGUAACAGCUCUGCCUCAUAUAAACACCACACUCCUACAGAUUCAACUGGAAAUCAGGGACCCAGAAUAACUGAGGGAAUAAGGGGUCUUGUAUAUAAACUUAAAGCAAAGACAUCAACAAGGAUUCUGUCAGUGAUCAGGACAGAGGUUCUUGGACGAGCCACGGUUUAUAUCGCUGGGUGCUGAGGAUUAGAUUCUCUCUCUAUCUUGUCUCUAAACGGCCUGCAGGGGUGGCGAGAGAGAGGGGGGGGGAAAUCCAACCGGUGCACGCCGGAGAUGAGUGCGUUCUGGCAUAAGAUCGGCUGCUGCGUGGUAGCCAAACCUCCUCCGAAGAAGAAACGAAGGAGAAUUGACCGUAGCAUGAUCGGAGAGCCCACAAACUUCAUUCAUCUGACACACAUAGGCUCUGGUGAAAUGGCAGAUGGCAUGCAGCCGUCUGGCCCAAUACAGGAACAAAUGAGAUCCAAAAGUGGCCUCAAUGCUAAUGGGACGAAACAGCUUGUUAUAGCCUCUUAA
This is a messenger RNA of Cyprinus carpio (common carp), 662 nucleotides long. RefSeq names its product CDC42 small effector protein 1-like. Gene Ontology annotation, biological process: regulation of Rho protein signal transduction. Gene Ontology annotation, molecular function: small GTPase binding. The transcript is spliced from 4 exons. Bases 423 to 662 code for a protein of 79 amino acids. Lineage: Eukaryota; Metazoa; Chordata; Actinopteri; Cypriniformes; Cyprinidae. Gene Ontology annotation, cellular component: plasma membrane. The record is from RefSeq and is a predicted model, not a curated record.